AUGGCGACCCACGAGGAUCUACCGUCGUUGGAUCAUUUGAGACUCAUUGCUGCGGAGGCUAAGGAAUGGCUAUUAGUGAAUUACUGGGAUCAUGUUGUCGAGAGCGCAGCUCUUGUGCCCGAAAGAGACCGUCAUCAAACAUUCACAUCAUCCAAUACAACUGCAAAUCUAAGGGUCUACAAAAAGCUUAGGAAACAGGCUCUUGAUAUGGAUGCAGAGUCGAAAGAUGAAGGACAUUCCAGAAAUCUCAAUGCUGUCAUUCACAAGCUCAAGUCCGAUCUUCAACGCUCUGCUCAGCGUCAGAAACUACUCCGAGACUUGAUUUUUAAUUGCCUCAUAUACACCGACAAGAGAAACAGAGAUGUGCUGAAGCGAACAAAGUUCAAGACCCUUAUCAAGAUUUACUGGCCACUCCUAGAAGAACUAGGCCGUGAGUUCCAGGCUUCCCUUCUCUUUGCGCUCAUUCAACACAGCUCAGGACGAUUAAGUGUCUCAUUAACAACACAGGAAGAAGAACAAGCUAUCCCAUGGGUGCAACAUCUCAUUGAGCAGCUUGUUACUGGCCAAUUCCCCAUCAGCUCGCGGCUUCAUGAUGUGGAGGCACUACAGGACAGUAUCCAGACUCACAUGAGCCUUUUAAAAGACAAUUCGGUCCUAUUUAAAGCAAUUUCAUCUGCGGCAACCGAGGAACCUCCUCAAAAACAUACUUUCAGAAUGCCACCUUCUCUCGAUGAUCUUCUAGGUUCACCAAAGCGCCAAAAACACGUUACUUCCAGGAUGUCUCCGCAAUGGAUGCCGCAAAAUCUACAAAAGCGGUUGCUUCUAUAUAUCCUCCAACAACUCCUGUUGUUCUCGGAGAUUGAUCUCCCUAACUUGGAGGAGGUGUCUCUAAGCAAUAUCCAGCUUAAGGAUGUAUCUCUUGAUCCAGAGAAGGUGGGUAAACUACCGGGCUUUACGCUACGAUUUGGUGAGCUCAAGACUGUGGAAGUCAAAGGCGGUGUCGUUGGUGGUGUGAAUCUUAACAUUACCGGAGUUGAAGUCGUAUUGGCCACCAAGAUAGAUGAUCUCGAUAAGGAACUCAAGAACAUGCUGGCACUGUUGGCACAAAGCACCGUUAACUUGGCUAACACUGUCAUGUUUGAAAGCGAUCUUCGAGACAGCUCCUCGGUCGUUCCGGAAUCUGAAUCGGAUUCGGACACUGAGUCCAAGCCGAGCUCCAGCGGGUCUGGGGAAUCACUUGGUUCUCAAACACGUUCUAGUGCUUUAGGGGGCGUAAUGUCUAGAGCAUUGGAGAUUGCAUUGCUGAGGUUGCAGGUCAACAUAGCUGAUGUCAACAUCAAAAUCAUGUCGGACUCGGUUGACUUUUUGAUCUCUGUCAAGAAUAUUUCCUUCUCGACCACUAAUAGACAACACUCAGUUAAGGUCGAGUCAUUGAAGGUUUCAACACUCCGACCAGAUUUAGAUCCAGGUCAUGGAGUGGAACGUGCACCGGAAGUGAGCGCCUCAGACUCGGAGAGUGAACAAGAUGAAAGAAGCAGUGAAGACGACUCUGCUGACGAGUCCUUGAUGAGCAGUACAGUCUUCACUCAUGAAGAAGCAAGUUCAGUUUACAUGAGUGCAACUGCUCAAUCGUUCAAGCCUCCCGAGGUCCCUGCUAAUGAUUCUUCAGUCAAACCCGUUCAUCUCCUCUACGUGGAUGAAGUGGAUCUCAACUUUGAGGGAAUGUCUCCCUUGACCAAUCUUCAAAUUGACGUCGGAACCUUACGUUUAGCGGCAGUCCCCUUAACACCCACCAUUUCUUUAUUGGUUAACAGCAUAUCCAAGGUCAUGAAGCUCAAAAGUCACCAACUCCGCAAGCAGCACGCUACGACUCGCUCUUCUGCUCGAAAUGCAAGCCGGCCUUCUUCGAGCCUUUCUAAUGCCAGUCUGGAGGAGGUCCUGGAUCUGGCGGGAUCUCCUCAACCUCAGCAUGAAGCUCUCUUUGAAAAACUACAUGUCGCAGAGCUUCUCCUCAACCUAACCCUGGCCAUUGAUGACAAUGGCGAGUUUGCAUCCGAGGAAGAUGAAUUGAUACUUGCAGCAUACAACACAAACGUUAAGCUGAAGAAUGAGGCCCUUGUUUUUGGUGGGAUCGAGACAUUCAAAAUCCUUAAACUUAUAGGCGGCUUGCAAACUGAAAUCUUCCAUUUUGUUGCGGAAAAGCCGAACUCUCGUUCAUCAUCAGUCUCUAUUGAUGCGGAAUCAUCAACAUCAGGUAUUCAGCAUACGCGAGCAGACAUUCGCUUCGAAUAUUUCAGACCAGAAGCCGGUGAUGAAUCUCCAGAGACGACAGUGUUGCUAUCAAAGCUAGCACAAUUCGAGCUUGAUGCAGAUUCGUUGCUGUAUAUCCUCAACUUUUCAGAAGCUUCUCAAGCUCUCCUCGAGAAUUUGGUCACCACGAAAGAUAGCAGGCUACCCACUUCCCUCGGCCACCUGAUGUUCGUGGGUCAAAGGCGUUUUGGAAAGCAUCAACCUAAACCAAUGUUUCGCCAUAGUGAGAUGAAACAUAAGGCUUCGCUCAGUCUUCACGUCACAAGUUUCGAAUUCACGCUAUUGAGUUUAUUUCCUCGUUUUGGUGACUUAAUGCUUGUGGUGAAUGAGCUUGCAUUUAUGAAAAUUAGUGGAGCGUUUAAUGGUUUUGUGGGAAAUAUUGAAGCUGUCCGCAAACAAGAACAAGCGAAAGUGAGAGAGUCUUUGCUUAAUCGUUUUCCGGACACUGGCCCAGUUAUCGUCUUGAGUUACGACAGUUCUGAAAAAGGAAGCGCUAUUGAUUUUGUGAUUCGAAAAGUUAUCGUUCAUUACUACACGCAUUGGAUUCAGCUUUUUGAGAGAAAUGUAUCUCAAACCCACAAGACUGAAGGCUUUGUUCACGCAGCCACCCCAUCGGGUGGAGCUGAUCAACAAAAUAAAGUGGACCUCAGGUUUUCGUUUUGGGACCUUAUUAUUUCACUCAAUCCAGGUAGGCUUUCCAGCCAAGUUCAAUUAGCCACUGAGAGAGCCGUCUGUGACUUCACAUUUGCGAGGGAGCAAUUUUACGUGAAAAGUUCCUUUAGAAAUGUUGCAUUGUUCUUGAUUGAUGAUUGGAGAAAUCUUAUCCAUGAUGAGACUUCGACCGAACUGAAGUCAGAGAUUUCGGCAGGGCAAUGGUUAAAAUAUCGAGGAUACCUACGUUGUGGUCAUGCAAACUCGACUCACGUUGGAAUCACUGUUAACACAGAUAUUGAUAGCCUUAAAGCAAGGCACGAGAAACUUGGAAUACGUGGUGACAUUUCUCUUCUCGAUAUCAAGCUCAAUUCGGACGAACAUCUUCUUGAACUCUGCGCAGAUUCUUAUCAAACGUUGAUCCAGCUGUUGAACGAUUUGAAGGUGCCCGUUACAUUCAAAGACGCCGAGAAGUUUCGGUAUAAAGUGGAUUCACCUUUCUCAAUGCCUAAUGAAUUAUUAGAACAGUUGAAAGAUCUUCAACUUGAGAAGCCAAGUGAUACCUGUGCUAAAUCACCAGCUCAUUCAAGAAGGGAUUCGUCUGAUCUCAAGAAUCUUGAACGGUCCAUUUCUGAUCUUAAAAUGGAAGAAGCUAGUGAAGGUACAGGCGCCUCUAUAUCUUUCAUGGAUGAGCACUUUCGUGACGAAAAUCACGCCUCACACGCCAGAAUUCUUCCUAUGAGCUUGAUCGUUAAUUUGACAAAAGCAAACAUCUACCUCUUUGAUGGGUACGAUUGGAAGCUGACGAGGAAAUCUUUAAGACAAGCAGUAAAGAACAUGGAGAAAAAAAUCAAUGCUAUUCGCUUAAAGAAGAAGUCUGAUGAUGAGAAAAGUGGUCACAAAGGCCAUGAUGCUUCUGCAGCAAAGGUCGCCGGUGAGGUAAAUUCACAAUGCAACGCCUCAGAUAGUAAUUCAGCUGCCCCAGAUGAAGAGGCUGAUGAAGUCAACGAGGUUUUAUUUCAGUCGAUUUACCUUGGCAUGCCUGGAGAUGGCACCGCUAGUAAUUUGGUUACAAGUAUGAACACUGAGAUGCAAGCCAUUAACAUGGAAACUGCCAAAGAUGAAGCGUUGUAUCCCAGCCUCAAUGUUGAUGUUGAAAAGCAGUAUAAAGACUUGAAGCUCAAGAGAUCAAGGAUUCAUAAAGUGUGGGCCGACAUUGAGAACGUCGAAGUUUAUGUUCAAAACUACACCAAUCGAGACCCAAGAGUCGACAAAACGCCUGAGGACAUUGAUAAAGAGAUGGUGAAUAAGGUCGAGAUAACACUAGAUUCCUUAACUAUUUUUGACAAUGUACCUUCAUCAUCAUGGAACAAAUUUCUCACAUACAUGAAUGCCAUUGGUGAGCGAGAAGUGGGAACUUACAUGCUACAGUUCACCAUGAUGAACGUGAGACCAGAUCCCAAAUUGCCAUUUACUGAGGUCGUGAUGGACAUCAAAACGUUGCCUUUGCGUCUAUACGUGGACCAGGAUACACUCAUGUUCUUGGGAAGAUUUUUCCAAUUCAAAGACAACCGAUUCAAUUUGCCGGUAGACGAGCCUAUCUUUGUUCAAAGGCUCGAUAUCAGCCCAAUUAGAUUAAAGUUUGACUACAAGCCAAAGUCAAUGAAUUAUUCGGGAUUUAGAGCGGGCCAAAACGCUGAAUUAGCGAACCUCUUCAUCCUUGAUUCGGCAGAUUUGAAGCUUGCUAAGACAAAGUUAUAUGGAAUUUUGGGAUUCCCCAAUUUGGGAGAGGCUCUUAAGGAGGCUUACGUACCUUAUAUUCAGAAGUAUCAAUUGGCCGGGCUUUUAUCGGGCCUAGCUCCGAUCAAGUCCAUCAUCAAUAUUGGUGAGGGGUUCAGGAACCUUGUCGCAAUACCUUUCCAAGAGUACAAAAACAAUGGCCAGGUGAUGAAAAGUAUCCAGAAGAGCUCAAAGUCAUUGACCAAAACGACAGCUUCCGAGCUAUUGAAGCUUGCUGUUAAGUUAGCUUCCGGAACCCAAAACGUUCUUGAAAGUCUGGAAAAGUACGUUGGUGGAGAAGGCAAUCGGGCAAGGGAUCCCACGAAUCCAAACCUGUGUUCAAAGAAAUUGAGGAGAAAUUCCAAUGAAUUUAGUACGCUUCAGCAACAUGAUGAAAAACGGGAUCUAAUGCAAGCGUCUCAAUUGUUGAAGAAAAGUGUUCCUCUUGAUGACAAUUCCACUGAGGAUCGCAAGCUCUACUCGGUCAUGCUGAUGGAUGACUUGUAUGAAGAGGACGACCUGGACCUGGAUGGGAUGGAAGGAUCGGUAUUGGUCCUUGACUCAAAAACAAAGGACGGCAAGGAAGCCGAGGAUGAUUCCGACGACGAAUUGGAUGAAGAGGAGCUUGAGAUUGCUGAGAAGAUUGUCAGUCUCUAUUCUAAUCAACCAACUACUACACGAGAGGGUUUACAAUUUGCAUACAAAGCGCUCGGCAAGAACUUGAAAACCACCAAAAGAUCCCUAUCAGGUUUAACGCACGAGCUCAAGAAUGCAGAGAAUCUCCAGGAGCAGUUAUCUUCGAUAGCACGGAAAUCUCCGGCCAUUGUGAUAAGACCUAUGAUAGGCACGACCGAGGCAAUAAUGAAGACGUUGAUGGGAAUAAGUAACGAGAUUGAUCCGACAUAUGUGGUGGAGAAUGAAGACAAAUACGGAAAGGACAAUUGA
Molecule: messenger RNA, 5685 nt
Organism: Candidozyma pseudohaemuli
Lineage: Eukaryota; Fungi; Ascomycota; Pichiomycetes; Serinales; Metschnikowiaceae
Gene: SPO72
Product: Spo72p
Exons: 3
Coding region: 1-5685 (1894 amino acids)
Biological process (GO): piecemeal microautophagy of the nucleus; autophagy of mitochondrion; autophagosome assembly
Cellular component (GO): extrinsic component of membrane; phagophore assembly site
Molecular function (GO): phosphatidylinositol-3-phosphate binding
Source: RefSeq, a predicted model, not a curated record